CGGCGCCACCAGGGAAGCCCCCUCAUGCUGUCUUUGAUGCAGAUUCAUGUUCACCAUCUUCCUCCUCCCAAAGGUCCCUGUCUCUCUACCCUCCCCUCUCACACCCCCGGGGCUGGGAACCUUCUGACCUUUCUUCUCCCCGUACAGCACCUGUCAGGAUCCACCACGCCUGAGGCAGCCCCAGGUGGAUGAAGGAACCAGGCUGCCUCUGACCCAUCUCUCCACUGGGCUCUCAGAGAGACAGGACUUGCUUCCCUUGGCCUCAGAGCUCUGGUCCUUCCCAAGCACUGUCCCCGCUGAGUGGUCAGUCAGGAGGCACCCCAUAAAUAACUCCAGCCCGGACUCUGCCCCCACUGCGGUCUUCACCCACUGCAUGGGUGGACGCAGGGUAAAGCUCACCUUCUCAGUCCCAUGAGUCCAGCCGGGUGGAGCCUGGGGGCACAAGAGAACAGCCCACAGAGCCUCUAGCCGGUCCCCAUACUCAAUCAACUGUGUUUUCUCAGAGACAUCACCUCCCCUCUCUGAUCCUGCUUCCUCUUACCAAGUAGGGUCAAUAGUUUCUACCCCUGCCCCCAGUGGACACCUCUGAGGGUUCCAUGAUCAAAUGGGUGAGGUUACAUUUAUGAAUUCCUCCAAUAGGGCUGAUGUUUCAUAACCACCGGAAAAAUAGUAGCAAUUAUAGUUAUUGCUAUUUCUUCUGUCCUGCCCAGUACAGGACCGAGCACACACUAGUUCCCCAAAGUUGUGUUGCUUAGUCUUGCAGAGGUUUCACAAAGGAAAUGGGUUUUGUUAAGGGUUCAGAAGAAUGGGGUGGGGGGAUCAUCCCGCAGUGGAGACUUCAGGGGAACUCCAGCUCCCAAACCUGCUGCUAUGAAUGUGGCCACGUGGGCCAGGGUUUCCCUAGAACUGAAGCGGGACACGGGCUGUGGAGCAGAGGACUGGGUUGUUUUCCUGCCCACGGGUGAGCAUUUUCUCUGGUGGGGUCCGAAUCUGUGUCGUGUCAAGGCCUUGAAGUCUGAAUGUCUCGGUUACUUCCCCCAACACUACCGGCGCCAAGCCCUUAUCUGGGCUAUUCUCCCUGCCCGCACCACUGUCCUGUCAACACCUCCCCAGGCUCACCUUGUCACCUCCACACCCAGCCUGGGGCAACGCUCUCUGCUCCGAGCCCUCUAUGGUAGCUUUAUUCCCCAAACCUCACUUCUCCCGUUUUACAGAAUGAGUUGAGGCUUCAUCUCUUGAGAUGCCCACACCGUCCCAGAGCUGAUUCCUGUGGGUUUGGGUCCUACGGGGCCAAUCCCCCACCCCUGCUCCAUGUACAGAGUACAGGCUUCAGGUAAUGACUGCUCCAACCCGGGCCUCUUCUGACAAGGGCGCUGGCUGAGGACAGGGGUGGCCCCCUCCUCAAGCCUUUGGACGGUGGAAAGAAGGAACACCAGCUUUUUUCUCUCCCCAGUCCCCAGCCAGGGGUGAGGGAGCCAAGAGAAGUGAGCCCCUCCCUGCUCUGGCUUCUGCUUUCUGGCCCAGCUGUGGCCAAGCCUGAGUCAGCCCCACGGGACCAUGCUGGUGGAUCUGGAGGGUCUGGGCUCUGGAGCCUGAGAGGGGGAGGGGGUGGAGGUUGAGAAUGAGGGGGGCCCGGGCCAGGCUAGGGGAAAGGGCCCGGGCUGCUCAACUGCUGCCCGCUCCCAGGCCAGGGAUCACCUCUCACGGGAGCAUGGGAUGGGGAGGCGGGGUCCCCGGGCUAGGACCAGGGGCCUGGAGCACCUUGGCGACCCCCAGAGGGAUCCGUGGACCCAUAGAGACCCUCCUAUCUCUUGGUCUCUCCGUGUCUCUGUCUCUAAGGCUCCGCCUAUCCUCCGCCCAAGGUGCUAAAGCCCCAACCUCACAGGGCUGGACGGGGCUGAUUACAGGGAAGUGUCGGGGAAGAUCGAAGGGCAGCCCGUUGUCCAGGGGAUUGGGGGCCCAGAACCUGGCGGGCGGUGGGAUGCGGGUGGGGUCGGGGUGGAAAGAAAGACCCGGAGAGAGAGAGAAAAGUAGAGAUCCCUGGAGACUUCAGCCCCGGCCCCCGAGAGGCGUGUGCACCGGGAGGCGGGUCCGGCCUGGGGGCUGGGCCACUGCCUGGUUAAAGGCGGCUUCUUCCCCGGAACGCUGCUCCCGCCGUCGCACUUUCGCCCCCACUGUGAUGGCCUCGUCGCCUCUCCUGCCGUUCCUGCCUCUCCUGCUGCUGCUGCUGCUGGAGGUCGCCGCUGCGGCGCGGGCGUCCCCGCUGGAAAUACUCCCCGAGGGGGCGGCCCCCUGCGAGGCCGGUGAGCUGUGCCUGCAGGCGCCCCUCUGGAAGUCUGACCCUCCGCCCAUCAAUGUGAGCCUCUACUAUGAGUCACUGUGCCCCGGCUGCCGGUACUUCCUGAUCCGCGAGCUCUACCCGACGUGGCUGAUGGUCUGGGAAAUCCUCAAUGUCACGCUGGUGCCCUACGGAAACGCUCAUGAACAGAACAUCAGCGGCAGGUGGGAGUUCACGUGCCAGCACGGCGAGCAGGAGUGCAAGCUUAACAAGGUGGAGGCCUGCCUGUUGGACCAGCUGGAGAAGAGCGCGGCCUUCCUGACCAUUGUCUGCCUAGAGGAAAUGGAUGACAUGGAGAAAAAUCUGAAGCCGUGCCUGCAGAUCUAUGCUCCAGAGGUGUCCCCUGACUCCAUCAUGGAGUGUGCCACAGGGGACCGUGGCAUGCAGCUCUUGCACAUCAAUGCCCAGCUCACGGACGCUCUGCAGCCACCCCACGAGUAUGUGCCCUGGGUCGUCGUCAAUGGGAAACCCAUGAAAGAGAAGGACCAGCUCUUACACCUCGUCUGCCAGUUGUACCAGGGCAAGAAGCCGGAUGUCUGCCAACUCAUAGCCAGCUCCCACAAGGAAGUCUGCUUCAAGUGAUGGCCGGUGCCCUGGGAGGGAACUGAUGCAGGAAGAACAAGAUCCCACCUGCCCUCAUUUUUUGAUCCCUGACUCAGCAGCCACUACUUAUCAUCCAGAUAACUUCUACACAUUCCACGAAGCCGAGACUCAAAAUUCUGCCCUGAGAUCAAGAAUCUCGCCCCACUGAGAACGGUGCUACACUGAAACUAGUUCAAUAAACACUUCUGGAUGUUGUGGUUCAUUUGAUAA
Orcinus orca (killer whale) is the source of this 3151-nucleotide messenger RNA. It is a transcript of the gene IFI30, whose product is annotated as IFI30 lysosomal thiol reductase. The transcript is spliced from 7 exons. The record is from RefSeq and is a predicted model, not a curated record. Gene Ontology annotation, molecular function: oxidoreductase activity, acting on a sulfur group of donors, disulfide as acceptor. Gene Ontology annotation, cellular component: lysosome. The coding region runs from base 1622 to 2920 and encodes 432 amino acids. Lineage: Eukaryota; Metazoa; Chordata; Mammalia; Artiodactyla; Delphinidae.